Penaeus indicus is the source of this 1422-nucleotide messenger RNA. RefSeq lists its product as uncharacterized. The coding region runs from base 154 to 813 and encodes 219 amino acids. Gene Ontology annotation, cellular component: nucleus; HAUS complex; cytosol. Lineage: Eukaryota; Metazoa; Arthropoda; Malacostraca; Decapoda; Penaeidae. Gene Ontology annotation, biological process: ribosomal subunit export from nucleus; protein import into nucleus; spindle assembly. Gene Ontology annotation, molecular function: GTP binding; GTPase activity. The record is from RefSeq and is a predicted model, not a curated record. The transcript is spliced from 2 exons.
CGGGUUUAAGCGACCGCCACAACGACAACAAAGGCGGAGGGUUUGAGUUUCUAAAUAUUUUUCUUCCAUUUCCUGGGACGCUUUUGAAGGAUUUGUUUAAUCCGCCCAGAAAUCUUGAGCUGCUGUUUCUUCUUUCUCUGAGAUAACCCUAAGAUGAAUAAUGAAGAGCGAUCGUCUAGCCCCACGGAGGAUAAGGAAGAAAUGCCUGCUAAUGAAUUGCCAGAUUCGACCAGCACCUCCAAGCCGGGGAGUUAUAAAAUUGUGCUCGUAGGGGAUGGGGGCACAGGAAAAUCCAGUUAUGUAGCCAGGCUCAAUUGUGAGGGGUUUCUGAAAGAGUAUGUUGCCACGCUUGGGGUAGAGAAAAGCGAGAUACUUGUAGACACUUCACAUGGUGAGAGCACCAUUGUUUUGUGGGACACUGCGGGCCAGGAGAAGUUGGGUCCUCUGCGCGAUGGGUAUUACAGUGGGGCUGAUGCUGCCAUUAUAUUUUUUGAUGUCACAUCGCGAGUAACGUAUAAAAAUGUUCCCAGCUGGCACAAGGACAUUAACAGGGUACAGCCCGACAUCCCUGUGGUCUUGUGUGCGAAUAAGAUUGAUGUUAAAGAAAGGAAGGUGAAGAGCAAGAGUAUCACGUACCCCUCCAAGCACAAGAUUGGGUUUUAUGAGAUCAGUGUGAAAGAGAGAUCCUGUUUGAAGAAACCAUUAGAAUAUCUUUUACAGCAGCUCACCAAAGAACCAGAACUUUUUGUUAAGGAGUCAUUAGAUGCCAAGAUAUUUGGGGAUAUGAACUGCAUACAACUUGGUAGUGUUUAGCAUGAAAAUAUAUGUCUAGUUUGUUUUAUCUUAGAAAUUUUAGAUAUAUAUUAUAUGUAUUUUAGACCAAAUGUGGAUCUGACCAUUUUCUGAACUGACAAAAGUUCAUGAUUUCAGACUUGCUAUUCUUGGACAAUAAUAAUGUUUUUGUUAACUAUCUGCAUGAAUUUUAAGGAAUUAAGCUUUGUAAAGAAGAGCAGUAGUAGUUCAUAGUCUGUUUUGGGAAGAAGUUUUGUUUUUAAAAUUGUCUGUUCCACUACAUGAAAAAAACAAUAAAUUUCACACAGGAAUUGUGUUUGCUUAGAUCCCAUUAGCCUCAGCACCAAGGGAAAUGGAUACAUUGUAGUACAUUUCUAUGAGAAAGUCUAAAUCUACCAAAAACUGGUAUUUACAACAUAAAGUCUGUAUAUACCACUACCUACUUUGCAUUACUUUUCCAGUUCAACUGUGUAUAGCAACAGGACGAUAAUAUUAACAAGGGCUUAAUUCUAAAAUCAUUUGACUUCGUGCAUGCAUUGCUUUACUGCUAACUGAUAAAUAUAUACUUAAUCUGUGAAUAAUGAUUUAACACCAGAUAAUUAGGUAAGAGGGAAUCUGACAUCACAUCUA